AUUAGUACACACUUGUUGAUUAAUGGAAAUGUUUACAGAUCCCCAAGCCUGGCAAGGGAAUUUCUUCAACUCCCUGCCCCCCAGCCCUCCUUAUCAAAGGACACCAUUUUGGCAAGCUCUAUCACCAAGGAGCCAAACAUCCUACAAGACACAGUGACCAUACUAAUUAUACCCCCUGCAAAGCCCAGCUUGAAACCUUCACUUAGGAACGUAAUCGUGUCCCCUAUCCUACUUCCCCUUCCUAAUUCCACAGCUGCUCAAUAAAGUACAAGAGCUUAACAGUGUGUUGGCGCUUUGCUUUGGUCUAUCUUUGAGCGCCCACUAGACCCACUGGACUCACCUCCCCCAUCUCUUCUGGGUUCCUUCCUCUGAGCCUUGGGACCCCUGAGCUUGCAGAGAUGAGGCCGCCAUGUCCUCUGCCUAGCCGCAGAGAGCCCCAGUGGGAGGCCAGCGUCCUCAGAUUCACCUGCCUUGGACUUAACCCAAGCAUGGCUGAUGGCCUUCCAAAUAUUAAAGUCAUUGCCAUCCAGAUUUCUAAAUUAAAUUCCCUGUUGAAAGAAACGUUUUCUGUUUCCUGAAGGCUAGCAGGCCCUGGGAAAGAAGGCUUUUCAUCCCAACACUCCCUCUCUUCUGAUCCACAGGAAGGUGGUGGGAGCUCAUCACAGGACCAGGUUAGAAAGCCCUGAACCCUGGACCCUCAGGGCCAGCAGGAAAUGCAGAUGUCAUCUCAUGCACCCUUCCUGCCUCUCGGGACUGGAGUCCCUGCAGAGUGCUUGAGAGAUGGCCCUCCAGCCUCCCAGUGAGGGGCAGCCGAUUACCUUGGAAGCAACCCAUUCCGUGGCUGGGCUGAAAUCUGUCAAUAGUCCUAGUGCUGGGCUUAGCCCUUUGUUCUGUUCACCCCUCCCCUAACACUCAUCCCUCCACCCAUUCAGAGAUCAAAGUACCUCUGCUCAAGCUGGCCUGAGAUAGGAGGUCGGGAGGAUGUGAUGGGGUGACUCAGAAGAAUAGACAGAUUUUCAGCCUUUAUGAGGUGGAGACGCUCUCAUCAGGCUUCUGUUGAAUUCCCAGGGCCCCAGGAAUGCCUUUAUCCAAAAAGGCUCCAGAUACUCACCCCAGAACUAAAGAGAAUUGAUUUGUGGAUUCUCUGAUGUUUGGAUUAUCUGUGACUUAGGAUAAUCACAAAUUGGCCUGAUGGUUUGUGACGCCGGUUUGAAGUGGAGGGAAGGAGGAAAUAUCUGAAAUCUGAACCAGCUGGAGCUGGGCAGAUGCUACUGAUCCCAAGGUCACAGCCCUGCUGAAGGCGAAGAAAACAAGGACUCGGCAAGGCGUGGAGUGGGGUGUGGGGAGGGGGUACCCGGCAUUUCACCUCUGGCUGGUGGGGCCAAGUAUUCCCUAAUCCCUGCCACUGCCCACCCCACCACACAGGCAUCUUUGAAACCCCAGGGCUGCAAGCCCUUGUGGGCAGCCAACUGCCCUCCCCUGGGGCCACCCUUCCCCCAGCCGGGGACAGGCUCUCCAGGGCUGACUCAGUGUCCUGUGGGGUUAGUCACAUUCACUUAUAGCUGCAGAGUCAGAGGCCAAGGAUGGAGAUCCAGUCUCCAGGACCCACUCCCUGCCUGGCAAGACGUGGAGUCACCUAGCAGAGGGCGAGGGCAUCCAGGGAGGGCCAGAUCCAGAGGCUCCCAGGCCCUGCACUGCCACUCCCCAGCAGAGACAGCAGGGUUGAGAGGCAGCCACACCCUGGUGUCCCCAGUCCUCAGGAAAGGGAAGAGCAUGCAUGCUGCUGAGGGCCCUGAAUAAAUCACUUUUACUUAUUUUUAAAUUGUGAGCACAUCUUACGUGCUAAAGAGUGCAUAAAUGUAUUUGUUUAAUUUGAAGAAUAACUAUGUAGUAAGAACCUGUGUAACCACCACCCAGGUCAGGAAAGGAAACCUCAUUAGCACCCCUGCAGCCCUCACGAUCACAGAUAUCCCUGUUCCUCCACCUAGAGGCAAUCGCCAUCCUAACUUUUGUACUGGCCUCAUCUUCCUUUCUGGCCUUACCGCCUACGGAUGUACCUUGAAGAAGGGAGCCUGGUGUUGACUGCAUUUGGAUUUAAUGUAGAUGAGACAGAUGAGACGCAACAUUUCUGUGUGCCUUGCUCUUCUGCUCAUCACUGGGUCUCCAGUCCAGCAAUGAUGGAAAAAAACACCUCCGAGGGCCCUGCCUGCAGUCCAGAGGAGACCGCAUCUGAAUCUGCCAAGGUGCCCACAGCAGAGCCUCCCGGAGAAGUGGCAGUAUCAGAGUCCACCAGAGAAGAGCAGGUGCCCAAGCCGCAGGCCCCUGCCCCACAGGCCCCUACAGCCUCCACAGCCACUAAGCCUGCACCCCCAAGUGAAGAUGUCCCCAGUGCCCCACUGCUGCUGACCCUGGAUGAUGUGAGCAGCAGCUCUGUGACUGUGAGCUGGGAGCCCCCAGAGAGGCUGGGGAGGCUGGGCCUCCAGGGCUAUGUGCUGGAGCUCUGCAGAGAGGGAGCCUCGGAGUGGGUGCCUGUGAGUGCCCGGCCCAUGAUGGUGACCCAGCAGACUGUGCGGAACCUGGCUCUGGGAGACAAGUUCCUCCUGCGCGUGUCUGCAGUGAGUUCUGCAGGGGCUGGCCCGCCGGCCAUGCUGGACCAGCCCAUCCACAUCCGAGAGAACAUUGAGGCCCCCAAGAUCCGUGUCCCCCGCCACCUCCGUCAGACCUACAUCCGCCAGGUGGGAGAGACGGUCAACCUGCAAAUCCCCUUCCAGGGGAAGCCUAAGCCUCAGGCCACAUGGACCCACAACGGCCAUGCCCUGGACAGCCAGCGGGUGAGCAUGCGCACCGGGGACCAGGACUCCAUCCUCUUCAUUCGCUCGGCCCAGCGCUCCGACUCUGGCCGCUACGAGCUCACUGUGCGCGUGGAAGACCUGGAGGCCAAGGCAGUCAUUGACAUCCUGGUGAUUGAGAAACCUGGACCCCCCAGCAGCAUCAGGCUCCUGGACGUCUGGGGCUGCAAUGCUGCUCUUCAGUGGACGCCACCCCAGGACACAGGCAACACAGAGCUCCUGGGCUACAUGGUGCAGAAGGCAGACAAAAAGACAGGGCAAUGGUUCACAGUGCUGGAGCGCUACCACCCAACCACCUGCACCAUCUCUGACCUCAUCAUCGGCAACUCGUACUCCUUCCGGGUCUUCUCAGAAAACCUGUGUGGACUCAGCACCUCGGCCACCGUCACCAAGGAGCUCGCCCACAUCCAGAAGGCAGAUAUUGCUGCCAAACCUAAAGGGUUUAUUGAGCGAGACUUCUCAGAAGCCCCCUCAUUCACCCAGCCCCUGGCUGACCACACCUCCACCCCUGGCUACAGCACCCAGUUGUUCUGCAGUGUCCGAGCUUCACCCAAGCCCAAGAUCAUCUGGAUGAAAAACAAGAUGGAGAUCCAGGGCAACCCCAAAUACCGCGCCCUCUCUGAGCAAGGCGUCUGCACCCUAGAGAUCCGGAAACCCAGCCCCUUUGAUUCUGGGGUCUACACCUGCAAGGCCAUAAAUGUGCUGGGGGAGGCAUCUGUGGACUGCCGGCUGGAGGUCAAAGCCUCAGCCGCACACUGAAGUCACGGGAGGAGGCUGUGAUGAGGAGCCAGGUGCUGCAGGCCUGAGGGGCCAGGUCCACCAGGCCUACAGUCAAACUCCAGAGAUGCCCAAGACCCCCGCUUCCAUAGCGACGGCUGAUGGAACCGCCCCUGGUACCUGCUGGCCUCCCUUCCCCAGAGGCUGGUGUCCAGAACUCAGGAAUGGGCCUGGUAGGCCCCAGGCCAGACUAACUGGGCUCAAGGGGUGCUGGAAGGCGCAGAGAUUGGAGUGCCCUGCGGAGUUGCACUCUGGGUGGGAAGCACUCAAAUAAAGAUGCGUGGUGUUAACAGUG
Messenger RNA from Homo sapiens (human), 3921 nucleotides. RefSeq names its product myosin binding protein H (gene MYBPH). The record is from RefSeq and is a predicted model, not a curated record. The coding region runs from base 2052 to 3608 and encodes 518 amino acids. The transcript has 12 exons. Lineage: Eukaryota; Metazoa; Chordata; Mammalia; Primates; Hominidae.